UGAACUAAUAAUAGAAGAAAGUUUUGUAUUUGCUGAGAAAUCCUUUUACAUGCUUCAAUGGGCUUCCACUUUUUUGCUUUUCAUUCUUUUUAUCUCCAUUAAAUUCUAAAGGAAGAAGAAGAAGAAGCAGAAGGGACAGCACUACCACACACUACUCACUAGUAGCCACCUUUUUAAUAAUCAUUGAGAAAUAUUGGCUUUCUGUAGAGAGAGAGAGCUUAUUUAUGAGAAGAAGAGAUACCCUUUAGUUUAUGAGCAAUUUGGAGAAAUGGGUUGGAAAUACAAAGGUGGUUUGAUUCUUAUCAUCACAGUUGUGAUCCUUUGGGUCACCUCUGCAGAGGUUACCCAGGGUGUAUUCACAGAUUAUAAUCACCCAUUUGCGGUGACAUAUCUGGGAACUUCUCUUUUAAUUGUUUAUCUUCCGAUUGCAUUCAUCAAAGAUUGGCUGCUAAAGUUUAUGAGAAACCAGAAUGGUAGAAGUGGCAAAAAUGAAGCAACCUCUGAUAAGCCAUCUGCAGCAGGCAUUGAUUCUCCUGUCAAACAAAACAAGACACCAGAUCAUUUUGAAAUUGAAUUCCAUGGACCUUCUGCUAAUAAGGACUGUUCUAUAGAUCUUUUCUCAAAAGAGGAUGGAAAUUCAUUAGUCUCUCAGAGCAACAGCAAUGCAGAAAUCCUGAAAGCAGACAGAAAGCUCACUGGCCGGGAGACUACACUGGUUGGCCUAUGCAUUGCUCCUCUAUGGUUUCUCACAGAGUAUCUAACAAAUGCAGCACUUGCAAGAACAAGUGUUGCCAGUACAACAUUGUUGUCUUCAACAUCAGGCCUUUUCACUCUUUUGAUCGGCGCGCUUCUGGGUGAAGAAUCCAUCACUGUGGUCAAAGUGAUUUCUGUGCUUGUGAGCAUUGCUGGUGUUGCAAUGACAAUCGUCGGCAAAACUUGGACUGCUGGUGGAUCACAAUCAAGCACAGCUAAGUAUGUACUCUCGUUUCGCGAUAUAAUUAAGUUCCGUUUGUUUCGCGGAAGAUAUUUUUUAGCAUUUGCCACAAACAUAGUCCUAGUAGUAUUCUUUUUCCCUUUGUUUGUAUGUUCUUUAACAUCUGUGUUCAGAGAUCAGAAGCAUUCUCUUCUAGGAGAUCUUUACGCUGCUCUAUCGGCAUUGACCUAUGGUCUGUUUACAGUACUUCUUAAAAAGUUUGCAGGAGAAGAAGGAGAGAGAGUAGAUGUCCAGAAAUUGUUUGGCUAUAUUGGAUUAUUCACACUCACUACCCUUUGGUGGAUUGUGUGGCCUCUCACUGCCAUAGGUGUAGAACCCAGUUUCAAAUUUCCAAGUUCCACUAAGAUGGAAGAGAUUAUCCUUCUCAACAGUUUUGUUGGGAGUGUUCUCUGUGAUUAUUUCUGGGCACUGGGUGUUGUUUGGACCAGCCCUCUGGUGGCUGCACUAGGUGUUUCUCUUACCAUACCACUUGCCAUGUUGGAGGACAUGAUCAUCCAUGGCCAGCAGUAUUCAGUAAUUUAUAUAAUUGGCUCAGCUCAGGUAUUUUUGGGAUUUAUAAUAGCUAACCUGGCAGAUUGGAUUUCCCAGAAGGCUAAAAUGGCAGCCCUUUACAUCACCAGAAUUUUGUAAUUACUGUUGUCUUUUUCUUCUUCUUUUUUUCUAUUUUCUUUUUUGCUGAUAUUGUCUUUCCUAAUGUACUUACUUCGUGGGCUCUUACUAAUGUGAUGAAUAGCAAUGAUUUUCUUGGCCUUUUAA
Messenger RNA from Manihot esculenta (cassava), 1750 nucleotides. RefSeq names its product solute carrier family 35 member F5. Gene Ontology annotation, biological process: regulation of peptide transport. Gene Ontology annotation, cellular component: membrane. The record is from RefSeq and is a predicted model, not a curated record. NCBI's taxonomy places the organism in Eukaryota, Viridiplantae, Streptophyta, Magnoliopsida, Malpighiales, Euphorbiaceae. The transcript is spliced from 7 exons. The coding region runs from base 269 to 1624 and encodes 451 amino acids.